GGGCAAAGUGCCACCUUCCAUGUCCCACUUGUACCCCAUAUCUCUCAACCUCACCUCAACCAUUACCGACCCGAGUCCUUGGGCCUCAAUUGCACUCUCCCGACGAGUAGCCUCGCCCAUAUCGAGCUCGGUCUUUUCUCGACCGCUGGAGGAUACUGACACUUACCAAACGUCCCUUCAACUUUACCCCUCCUCCUCCUCGUUCACCAACCGCAAAAAUGUCCCACCCAAGAAUAGAAGAGGUGUCGGACAGCGACUUCGACUCUGACCCUGCCGAGGCCGAUAUCGAUGACUUCGCCGACUCCGAUAUCAUGCGCCGAGUCGAACCCUCCGAGGCCGCUCCUAAAACAGUUCCCGCUGCUGCAGCUCCUCCUCGUCAGAUGCCCGCCAUCGUCCCCGCCGACGCCCCUGCUGGCGGUACCAUGCCCGCCUCAGCCGAUCGAUCUGCCUACGCCGAUUUCCAAUGUCUCUACCCUGUCUACUUCGAUGCAUCACGAUCCCGCGCAGAGGGCCGUCGUGUGGGCGCUGGACUCGCGGUGAAGGACCCCCUCGCGCGAGAGAUCGCAAACGCCUGCUCGAGACUACGCCUACCAACACUCUUUGAGCCUGAAAAGGUGCAUCCGAAGGAUUGGGCGAAUCCUGGCCGUGUCAAGGUCGGGCUGAAGAAGACGCCUGGUCACCCUGUCAAGAACAAGCAUCAUUUGUACCGUCUGGUUGCUGAACACUUGCGCGAGAACCCUACGACCGAAGACAGUCCCGGUCUGCGUGUCCGCAUCGGAGGCCAGCUACAGCCCGAGGCUGGAAAACCCUAUCCCAAGCCCGCUGUGCCGCGCGGGUGGAAGAUGGGCGAGUUGGUACCAUAUCUAAGUGCUGCUAUGACGGGUGGUGGUGUCUCUGAGAAUCUGUUUAAGGAUAUGAUGAAGGAGAUGCAGGGUGGCGGAGACCCAAUGUCGGCUCUUAUGGGUGCACAAGCAGGUGGCGGCGAAGAGAGCAGCAGUGGUGGUAGUAAGAAGAAGAAGGAUAAGAAGGGUAAGGGCAAAGCAUAAGGGGAUCCAUUGUACGGAAUGUCGAGGGUGCCAUGAUCUGGGAAGGAUAGAGAUACCCAGCGAUCAAGCAUGAUCACAUAUGAACAAAAAAGAUGAAAAUGAUUCAAGAUUCAAUCCCUAAAAGCCCCUGGAUGUCAGGGGUGGUUUGGCAAAGCUUGCUUCUGCUACGUAGAUUUGCUAUUCGUUCCCUCA
This is a messenger RNA of Fusarium verticillioides 7600, 1238 nucleotides long. Its product is annotated as signal recognition particle subunit SRP19. NCBI's taxonomy places the organism in Eukaryota, Fungi, Ascomycota, Sordariomycetes, Hypocreales, Nectriaceae. Gene Ontology annotation, molecular function: 7S RNA binding. The transcript has a single exon. Gene Ontology annotation, cellular component: signal recognition particle, endoplasmic reticulum targeting. The coding region runs from base 219 to 1046 and encodes 275 amino acids. The record is from RefSeq and is a predicted model, not a curated record. Gene Ontology annotation, biological process: SRP-dependent cotranslational protein targeting to membrane; SRP-dependent cotranslational protein targeting to membrane, signal sequence recognition.